GGGAAAGUUCUGCUCCCUCAGGGCGGCGGCGGGGGCGGCCGGGCCGCGCCGCGCUCCUUCCUCCUGCUCCUUCCUUCUCCUCUUCCUCCUUCCUGGCGGCGGCUCCGAUGCGGCGGAAGCAGAAGCGGCUGCUGCAGGCGGUGGGGCUGGCGCUGGCCGCCCUCGUCUUCUUGCCCAACGUGGGGCUGUGGUCCCUCUACCGCGAGCGGCAGCUGGAGGGCGGCGGGGCGGCCGGCGGGGAGGGGGCGGCCGCCGCCGCGGGCCCGCCGGGGGCAGCGGCCGGCGAAGCGCCGGCAUCAUACAUGAGGCAAAAGAAAGACCUUUACUUUGGUGAUGGACAAAGGAAAAAGGAUUGGCAUAACAAAGAAGCUAUAAGGAGGGACUCUGAGCGUGUAGGAAAUGGAGAACAGGGGAAACCUUACCCAAUGACUGAUGCAGAGCGAGUGGACCAGGCGUACAGGGAAAAUGGCUUUAAUAUCUUUGUGAGUGAUAAAAUUUCUCUGAAUCGUUCCCUUCCAGACAUCAGACAUCCAAACUGCAAGAGUAAGCUGUACCUGGAGAAGCUUCCAAACACUAGUGUGAUAAUACCGUUCCACAAUGAAGGAUGGUCCUCCCUCCUCCGGACAGUGCACAGUGUCCUAAACCGCUCCCCUCCUGAGCUGAUAGCAGAGAUAGUGCUGGUGGAUGACUUCAGUGACAGAGAACACCUGAAGAAACGCCUGGAAGAUUAUAUGGCCCAGUUCCCAAAUGUAAGAAUCCUCAGAACCAAAAAGAGAGAAGGGCUGAUAAGAACUCGAAUGCUGGGGGCCUCUGUGGCGAUAGGGGAUGUCAUCACCUUCUUGGAUUCCCAUUGUGAGGCCAACGUGAACUGGCUGCCGCCUCUGUUGGAUCGCAUUGCCCGAAACCGCAAGACUAUCGUUUGCCCUAUGAUUGAUGUUAUUGAUCAUGACCACUUUGGAUAUGAGACUCAGGCUGGAGACGCAAUGCGAGGUGCAUUUGACUGGGAGAUGUAUUACAAGAGGAUCCCUAUUCCUCCUGAGUUACAGAAAAUUGAUCCCAGUGAUCCCUUUGAGUCUCCUGUAAUGGCUGGAGGACUGUUUGCAGUCGAUAGAAAGUGGUUCUGGGAGCUGGGAGGGUAUGAUGCAGGUCUGGAGAUAUGGGGAGGAGAGCAGUAUGAAAUAUCCUUUAAGGUAUGGAUGUGUGGAGGUCGCAUGGAGGACAUCCCUUGCUCUAGAGUUGGUCAUAUCUACAGAAAAUAUGUUCCAUACAAGGUUCCAACAGGAGUCAGUCUGGCAAGAAACUUGAAGCGGGUGGCUGAGGUGUGGAUGGAUGAAUAUGCAGAGUACAUAUACCAGCGUAGACCAGAGUACCGGCAUCUUUCUGCAGGGGACGUUGCAGCUCAGAAGGAACUUCGCAACAACCUCAACUGCAAAAGCUUCAAGUGGUUCAUGAACGAGGUCGCGUGGGACUUGCCAAAGUUUUACCCACCAGUGGAGCCUCCAGCAGCUGCCUGGGGAGAGAUACGCAAUGUAGGAACUGGACUGUGUGUGGAUACUAAGCAUGGAGCCCUGGGAUCCCCACUGAGGCUGGAAAACUGUGUGAAGGACAGAGGAGAGGCAGCAUGGAACAAUGUGCAGGUAUUCACAUUUAGCUGGAGAGAAGACAUUCGUCCCGGGGAUCCUCAGCAUACCAAGAAGUUUUGUUUUGAUGCCAUUUCCCACAGCAGCCCUGUGACCCUCUAUGACUGUCACGGAAUGAAGGGGAACCAGCUGUGGAGAUACCGAAAAGACAAGACCCUCUACCAUCCAGUAAGCAGCAGCUGUAUGGACUGCAGUGAAAGUGACCGAAAGAUCUUUAUGAAUAGCUGCAAUCCUUCAUCUCCAACACAGCAGUGGAUAUUUGAACAUACAAACUCAACUGUCUUGGAAAAAUUUAACAGAAAUCUUGAUCUUUAAAAGACUGAGAAAAUAUAUAUAUAUAUAUUUUACAGUUAUAGUUUUUACUGGGGAGGGUUACAAAAAAUUUUUUUAAGAAUACUUUUUUUUAAACAGUUAAUGAAGGUAAAAGGGAGAAUCUCAGGAGAAGGUUAAUUAGCAGGCCAGUCUUUAUUGCAAAGAUGCUGCAUCCUUCUCUUCUGGGGAUGGUGGAAUUUUAAAGGCUUUGCCAGAGCCACUUCUGUGCUGAGACUAAACAGAAACUCUGUUUCUAAAGGAGUCUGAAUGUGAUUCAAAAUGCUUGCUUUUUUUUUUUUUCUUUGUCUAAUUUCCCACCUGGGUCUGGUGUUGAAUAAUUUUGUUAUCCAGGACCCUCCAGGACUUUCUGUAGCUGCUAUACUACCCACUGAAGUGUUCCCACAUAGGUGCUUUAUCUUCCAAAGUCCAUAUAAGUAAAAUCUUGAACAUAAGAUUUAAUCUUUCAAUCAAAAAAAAAGGCCAUCAAAAUGUAAAAUGAAUAUUUUAUUUUUUUCUUUGCCCUAAACCAAAAUAUAUUUCAAACAGGUUGAGUAUUAUUACUUUCCAAGUCAUAGCUCUGAUAAAGGAAUGAGGUCUAGUGGAAGUGCAGCCAAGUGUUGGGAAUAUUGCUGUAGUUAUUAGCAAUGAGGAAUCUGGGUUUCUGGUCCGUUCACUUUGCAGUCAGUUUGUCACUCACUGUUGAAUCUUCAAGGUGAAAGAUUAGCAGAGGGUUUUUAAGUAAGCACAGUUCUUACAGGUGAAGAUUUUGCUAAGAGCCUUUGGAUAUCAGGUGCCUCUUAUUCAGAAUCUCUUUAGCACAGACACCUCUAGGGUUUGUCAGAGUUAAAUCUACUACAUGAAGGCAACUUCCAUUUUUCCUUCAGAGGUUUGAAGGCUAAUUUAAUUCACAGUUGGCGUGAGCAGGUUAAUUCAGAAUAAUUAAGUCAGGGCUGAGAUUAGCCAUUGGUCUUUACCCAUGUGUUCAUUGGUCUGUAGUUUGUUGCAGUCGUGAGUCCUGUAGUCAGUAGUGUUCUAGGAUUGUGGGAAUGUGCCAUUAAUCUCUCCUCUUUUCCCAACAUCCACAGCACUGUACAGUUUACUGUGACUGGAAAUCUGUUUGCUUAAGCAGAGAUGUAGGGUUGAUGGGCCCAUUUCACUCGUACCCUGUCCCUUGUGUAGACAGUUAGCAGUGCAAGGUAUCCUUCUGGUUUGGCUGCAGGACCUGCCAGACACUGACCCAGAAUUGUCUCAUCCCAGGAGCUGGAAAAAAGUAUUAAUGCUAAAGGACGAAUGGAGGACCAUUAUUUUCAAGUCUGUCUGAAGCAAGUGUUUAAAAAAAUCCCACACUGAUUUAAAAUUAAGAUGUUGCAAAAACAGAUUUACUAGUUCAGUUGACUUAGUCUUAUACUGAAGGCAGCAGCAGCAUAUUCAAGUAAAAGCUGUGAAUGACGGCACAGUUAACCUUUUGCAAAGAUGCUGCAUAAAUCAAUAAAACUAGCUCUUUUCCAGUAAUUGCCCAGCUCCACAGUUUGUCCAACUGCCCAUGCAGGAAUGUUGCAAGAGUAGAUAGUGUGCAGCCAGCUCUGGGAGUAAAAGACUGAAACACUCAGGGUAGGAUAAGGGGCACUCCUCUGAGACUCUUGAUAAGCAUGGUUAAUGGACUCCUCCUCCUUGGAGGGACAAGGAAGCUGCUCUAGGGUGUCUUUUUCUCAUAUGAAGGCAAGAUUUUUGCUUAGUGUCAAGAAACAAGCAGGCUGGCUCCCUCUGCAGAGCUCCAGAAGUAAGAAGCCCUUUCUGAUAGUGCCAAUUGUAGUGUCAUUGCCCAUGUUUCAGAUGUCUUUGAGGCCAAGUAGUGCUGUGUCUGUCACCUGGGAGCAAACUAGGACACAACUAUUUGCCUCUCAAGUUCUCAAGUCUGGUAUAUUGACUACGAGGCUCAAAAUCAUUUUCCCCUCUCAUCCUCACAGCUGAGACUGUGUCUGGCCUAUUCUGCCAACUUGCCUGGUACGUGCAGUCACGAAGCAAGGGAAACACGGUCACUGUGUUACAGCCAGGGCCAGGCUUGCCAAAUGUGUUGGUGUCUAACAUUUUGGGAAUGAAGGAAGAAAAAAAUCUCUAGGCUUUCCUCAUGACAAUUUUGCAGAAGCAUUCCUGUGGAAGAGAGACCAGCAUCAAAGAGAGUUGACAUCUUAUGUUCUCAGUAACUACAAUACAUCUGUCAUUAGGAUCCCUUUUCAUUUCUAUGGCAGAGUCACCUUCCAGUGCUUUGUGUCUGACUGUUGCUUUCCUUAAGUUAUUAAUCCUCUCAUUAGUCUAGUAGUGCUGACUGUGCAUCACUAGAUGGCCUGACUAGAUGUCUUUAUGAAUGUUUUAAUACCUGUGGAUCAAGAAGCUGUUUGUCCAUGAACAGUGCUAGCUUUUGUCAUUGGGACACAAUCAGCAAACUAUAUAAAUGGACUGUAGGUCAUUCUGCUUGCAGCUUGCAACUUUGUGUGUCUCAGAAGUUAAUCCUCUCAUUAGAAAACUGUUUCUAGAAUGCAUGGCUUGCUUUGUACUUGGGCUCACCAUGUGAAGAGUCCUAGCUGCUCGGCUUGCUGGACACUUGCUUCAGAGAGAACUGCAGUAACAAACAGGUCUUUUACCACUUAGUGAUCUUAAUUUGGAGAGAAAGGACAGCUCUUAGCAGUUUGCACCAAAAGAUGAGAUCAUUGUUGAGGCAAUUCCUGUUUAACAACCAACCACCAGUAUAUGGAAACUGGAGCUUUAGCGUGAGUGGUUCUACUGAGUCUUUCUCAGUAUGGUUGAUCUGAUCUGUUUUCUAAAGGUUUGGGAUCUGAGUGUGAUAAGCACCUCACAAAAUCUGUCCACUUCUGACUGGCUCGCUGGGCUUUGAGCUAUUAAUUUAUUUAUAUCAAUUAUACUUCUCAAUACCCUAGAGGCUUUGCUGGCUAAUGAGAAGACUUAAUGUAGCCAACCAUCCACUGAUUGAGAAAUAGAAGCUGUAUUUCAUCAUCUACAUCUUUAAUUGAGCCUUUGCUGGGCAAUCUGGUUAAUUAUUCUAAUUACUUUUGGUUAUUUGUAAGCAAAAUUGCUAAAGCAUGAAUACAUAAGCGACUCUUCACAUCUGCAUGCAAGUCGAGACUGGAGAUUAAAUACCAGUGAUUAUCUAAUGCAAAACAAAUGUUUUCAUAUUUUUUCCCCAAAAGUAUUCAAACACCCCACUCUCUGUGGCUGCAUAAAUUCCGCUGCUUUUAAGUAUCAGAAUCCCAGACAACAGGGGGAUCCCUGGAUGUGUGUUAUGUUGCAUAAUAAUACCUUGAUUUGCUCUUAAAGCUGUUGUUGAUUUAUACUGGUGCUAAUCUCAAAGGCCUACAGAGUAAUAGGUUUGGGGCUCCUAUGUGUGCAAGGUGUCUUUUUUUCAUGCCUGGGAAAUUAACUUUCUUUUCCACACAUAACAGAAGAACAUGUGAGCCUUACUGAAAGGGGAAUACAGCAUCAUUAAAAUAAAGAUGUGCCUUUUUAAAUGUAAAUGUACAGCAAAUGCUUAAACUUGAACCAUUUCCUAGUGCCUUGCUGGACAAGAGAGAAGAGGGAAAGGGGUUGGGAGAUAAGGAUGUAAGAGAAAGCCUGACUCGUACAGUGUUUGUUUGUGUGUGGUUUUUAAAAUGUCUGACUUCAAGUGCAAAAUCUGUGUGAACAAUAGUAGCUCAGAAGCUCCUGGAUUUCCUCAGUUCAAUUGAUAUCAUUAAUCACUCUGGGGGAGUUUGUCACUCCUAAUAGAAAAACUCAGAAAGGAUGGCAGCUUUCUUUUGGUACGCUGUAACAACUAAAGCUAGACCAGAGGAUGUCUUGGUUCACCUCGUGGUGAUGGCUCAUGCAUUUCACCUGCAUGCAAGAUCCUGCAUUUUAUUUUCUAAAUAUCCAAAUCAGAAAUCACAAAUAGUCCCAAAGGCAUAUAAAAUCUGUAGCAGAAGUGUCUUUCAGAAAGUCGAUGCCUUCCGUCACUGGGAAACUUAAAGGGUGUGUUCAAAUCUAAUACAGAAGUAGCAAGAAAGCAAUUUGUCAGUUUAACUUUCUUCCUGGCUUGGUUUACAUUAGUCUAUGCACAGGGCUUUGCUUUCCUUUACUGGAGAGUUCCAGUCAACAAACCUUCGUUCUCCCUGCUGCACUGAGACAUCAAUGUACUGAAAGUCAAACAGGCACCACCAGCAACUGGCAUUGCAAGAACACAGUGCUCUCGUAGCUACUGUGGGAUCAUUAUAGUAACUGUGCUGGCUUACAUCACCAAGGGGAAAGGAGAGAGGUCUCCCAAAAGUCAUAUUGGGCAAUCGUGUAACUGCUGGAUAAAAAGGGAGAAGCUUUUAUUUUAAAUUGUCUUUCAAGAUAGGGACAGACACUUGAAUGGUUUUAACUGGAGAGAACAGCCCUCUAGCAGUCAGCCUGCCACACUCUCAUUUGAAAGAGCCCUGGUAAAGUUAUGUCUGAAACAGUCUGGCUCUGUUAGCACAAGACAUUUAGGUGUACCUUGCAUCCCACAUCCACUCCCAACUGCUCUGGUUCAUGUUCCUACUGACCUACUGUAUUUCUAACCACUCGCAACAAAGGAGCCUGGUGGUGCCUCAGUUGGUCCUUCUCUGACAAGCGGCAAUCUAGGUUUCUAUUUUAACAAUCAUUUAGUAUGAGAAGCUUCUUAAAUAGUUAGCAAACUGUUGCCAAAAUGGUGAGUAGCUUUAGGUUAAUGUCAGAGUCUGGGGGAUGGGAUUAAAAGGUCUUUCACAGGAUACAGAGCAAAAGGGGAGCUGGACUGGGAGUCAGGAACACUGGGUCCUGCUCCCAGUCUACUAGUGGUCUAAUACUUGAUCUUAAGCAAGGAAAGUCUGUGUGCUGCAAUUUCCAAACCUGUGUAAGAUUUAGCUUUAAGUGCUUUAUUUGCUGACCUAAUGACUGUUCAGUCCAUAUUUUAAAACAAGUUGCAUAUUUUAAAAGUCACCUGGUUUGAGUGGAGAGGAAAAUGGGAAAACUGAGAUCUGAAAUUUCCAGCAGCAUUCAACACAGUGGUCAAUUCAUUUCACAUUCCUCAUUAACCAGUCAGACUGAUUUAUCCACAUUAUUAAUUUAAAGUGUAACCAAAAUAAACUCACCUGAUUGCUCCUUUGUAGUUUCAUGCUUUAACUUGGAGACCUCUGUAUGAAACUAGGCAAUGGUAGAUUCUGGAAAUCCUAAUAAAAAUCCUAUGUCUAUUUUUCUGACUCUGCCUGUGCUAGCUGAGUAUAUUCCAUUAUUCUCUGCAUUUGAGCUUUCUUGAUGCUUCUGUAUGACCCAAAAGGCUUCAGUGAUUCCAUCAGAUGUGAGAGAUUUGGGAGUUUUAUAUAAACCCACUGGAUCUAUGUGGUCUUAAAUCUACUAGUUCAACUUUAGGAAAAAAAUCCUAAUCCCAAUUAGUGAGGAAGCAAAUGUGAACUUCAACCACAAAACAAGAUAAAAGCUGAUCAAGAUAAUAGACUAAAAUGUUAGCCCUUAUGAUAACAAUAACAAAUAGCUUUAGCCUCUAGGGUGGAGAAGGGAAUUAGUUUCAAAAUGCAUUCUCCAGGAUCUCAGUGAUAAGGUCUGUUUGUCUAUUCCUUGUACUGCAUGCAUUCUAUCUGUAAAACUGGAUGGUGCCUCUUGAAUCAGUGUGUAUUUAUUUUGUUCAUAUUAGGACCAACAGCCUAAUAUCUGGGGGUGGUAAAGGACUUGUAGCACUUUAAUGUAGUAGCUUUCAUAAAUUGGGAAUCAUUGAUAGAAUGCCUAGUGUUUUUAAAGUUGAAUGGACUUCCUUUUAUAAUAUAUUUAAAAUAAAUUUUUAAUGUGUUUUCUGAAAA
Messenger RNA from Tyto alba (common barn owl), 7813 nucleotides. RefSeq names its product polypeptide N-acetylgalactosaminyltransferase 10 (gene GALNT10). The transcript has 12 exons. Lineage: Eukaryota; Metazoa; Chordata; Aves; Strigiformes; Tytonidae. Gene Ontology annotation, cellular component: Golgi apparatus. Bases 108 to 1955 code for a protein of 615 amino acids. The record is from RefSeq and is a predicted model, not a curated record.